This is a messenger RNA of Jaminaea rosea, 2028 nucleotides long. RefSeq lists its product as hypothetical. Gene Ontology annotation, cellular component: checkpoint clamp complex. NCBI's taxonomy places the organism in Eukaryota, Fungi, Basidiomycota, Exobasidiomycetes, Microstromatales. The record is from RefSeq and is a predicted model, not a curated record. Bases 1 to 2028 code for a protein of 675 amino acids. The transcript is spliced from 4 exons. Gene Ontology annotation, biological process: DNA replication checkpoint signaling; DNA repair; cellular response to ionizing radiation.
AUGGAGGCUACGAUCUCGGCUGACAAUGUCAAGACUCUGCAAAACUGCCUCAGCUGCCUCUCCAAGAUCAAUGACUCGAUCAACUGGCAGGCCAAUGCUCCUCAUCCUCAGCAGUCGCAGUCAAGCACGCACAGCUCGCGUGGAUCUUUUGUUCGGAUCUCGGCCAUCAAUGCCGGCUUCUCCGGUAUCUGCGCCAUAGACCUCGAUGAAGCAUUCUUCGACUCAAUCCGUGUACGCCACCCACAAGGUCAAGUCACCUGCGAGAUCAAGGUAAAGCCUUUGCUCACAAGUCUCAAAGUGGCCACCUCUGGUGGCGGCGGCGGCUUGAACCUCACCGACCGCCGCAAGCUUGAACGCUGCCAGAUUAGCAUCAUCGAUGCAGGCGCUGAAUGCCGCAUCGUGGUGCGAGUUCACUACACGCAGGGGGUCGUCAGAACGCAGAAACUGACCUACGAGCAGAAGGCUGCGCAAUUCCCAUCGGACAGGCCCGGCGAUGGGUCCUUCGUUGCUGUGCAUCCUCAGAUGGCUUUGACCUGGUUGCACCACUUCUCCGCCAUCAGGGGAGCAGAAGUGACAAUAUGGGCCCACGAAGACAACUGCAGCGUCCGAAGCAAGAGCGAUGAGUACGCUCCUAGGGAUGGCACCCGCAAAGCCCGCAUGACACAAGUAACUCCCGUCCUAGAAGACUUCGCCGUAUAUCAAGUCAAGCGUGAGGCGUACAUCACGUUCAAUCUCAAGGAAUUUCGUGCAAUUGCUCAGCUUGCCGAGGCCAUGAACGAGGUGCUCGAGCUUCGCUUCACGACAGACACUUACCCGCUCUUCAUCAACGUCGCGUCCUCCUCCGACUCCAUCUAUGCUAACUCGUCGACGCAGUCCAUCCCGUCCGUCAGAUGCGAGAUGGUACUUGCUACUUCGCCGGCACCGCAGAGAGGGAUGGUCGAGGCUGAAACUUCUGCACCGGCUGCGCAAUCGUACAGCAAUGGGCCAAGGGAACUCACGCCGCAAGCACAGGACGCGGCAAAUGAAGUUUCACGAAGUAAAGACGCAGCAGUGGAUGCAGUCCCUCUCGACGAGGGUGCAGACUUCAAUGGUGGUCCCAACUCUCAGCCUCCACCAAGCGCAGGCGCAGAUCUCCAACCGCCGCACGAGUCAACACCACGAGCAGUAUCAGCAUCAGCGACCGCUGCCCCACUGCGACACCGGGCCUCCUCCCCCCCUCCUCGCCUUCAUGCCAGCGUCCCAGCCCCUCUGCCUUCGCAAGAGGACACAAAUAACGGUCUCUUUCUUGGCGGAGCUUUGCCUAGCACUCAGGAGCAGGGUGUCUGCGGAGCCGGAGAAAGCAGCAGAGCCAUGCCGCCUCCCCCUCUCCGGGCAGGUACGCAGCAGCACCGCGCCGCUCGCUCUGAAGCAGCCAUCCAGCGCCUUACAAACGUGCAUCACAGUCGUCGCGAGAUCGAUUGGGAGACGCAGUCACAGCUUGGUGGAUCGAGUCGUACGGGCACCAGAGCGGGGCAAGAGCGAGAGAGAAGAGAGGAGCAGCAAGGGCAUGACGAGACAGAGGACUUCGACUACGGCGGCGUCCUUGAUGAGGUCGAGGGUGGCACCGAGAAUGGUCACAUCCAAGUGCAUGGCUCGCAUCGUCAAGAGCAGGAGGAGGAGGACGCCUCGCGCACAGUCGACGAGACUAAUAGGCAACCCAGCGCUCCAAUCCAGAUUGAGGAGAGAGAUGACCCCGGCAGCUAUGAGCAGAGGGAACAAGAGGCAGACGAGUUCCUUCCUGGCAGCGCUGAUGAGCUAGAAGAGGAGCUGCCCGCCACGCAGCCGUCGGCGCCGGCGCCGCAACCGCAGCCACAACUAAGGUCCACGGCUACCUCGCAGAGGGCCAGUGGAAUGACUGGUGGAACUGCAGAAUCUGGAGGCGCCAAGAGAAAGGGCCAGGCCGCCGCAAGCUCGUCAGGUGAUGAAGAAGAAUCACAACAGCAGCAAGGCGGUGGAGGGGAGAAGAGGUUCAAGCCUAUGUUCGGGUGA